Nerophis lumbriciformis (worm pipefish) is the source of this 2277-nucleotide messenger RNA. The record is from RefSeq and is a predicted model, not a curated record. Lineage: Eukaryota; Metazoa; Chordata; Actinopteri; Syngnathiformes; Syngnathidae.
AUGUCCACUUUGGCGGAGUCCCUGGCCCACGAAGGCUGGUACCUCAGUGAUGAAGGCAUUGCUGAACUGAAAGGAGCUGCUGAGAACAUUACGCAUAAGGAUAUUAUUCGCAUUGCACUUGAUACUGAUCUCAGACUGAUUGGAAGGAAAAUUCUGCCAUCAGACAUCAAUAGUGGGCGGGUUGAAAAGCUGGAGGGUCCAUGUGUUCUCCAGCUGCAGAAAUUGAGGAACAUCUCAGCGCCAAAAGACAUGGAGUCCCAGGGAGGGCUACGAAUGCUGCGCCUGCAAAUGACAGAUGGUCAUACCACCUGUGCUGGAUUGGAGUUUAAACACCUGGCCAAAAUCAGCCUAAAUACUCCCCCUGGAACAAAACUUAAUCUCCACGGUACUGUCCUGGUUAGAAAUGGGUUUUUGCUGCUUGAUGACUCAAAAAUUACUGUUCUUGGUGGAGAGGUUGAACACAUGGUGGAGAAAUGGGAAUUGCAGCGGAGUCUGUCCAAGCACAACAGAAACAACAUUGGAGCAGAGGGGGGACCGCCUCCUUUUUUGGCAUUUGGUCAGAAGAAUGCGAAGAAGGAUGAAAUGGACAGUGAAGUGCUUGACCACAGGAAAACCCUUCAGAGUGUAGUCAAAAUUGCUGUUGAGAAUGACGAGUUUGCAAAGCAGCGGACUGCAGCUAUUGCUGAGGUGGCGAAGGGCAAAGAGGGUCCCCGCACAUUUGGUGGAGGAGGAAAUGCAGGGAGUAAUUUGUCGACCACUACUUUACGGAGCCGUCACAAGUACAAGCGGGAAGAUAGGGUCGAAAGACAUGAAAACAGACAAGAUGGUAACUAUCGAGAGCUGGUGGAUGAGCGUGCUCUGAGAAACAUUUUAGAUAUGGGCUUUAACAAGGAGGCAGCCCGGCAAGCCUUAAUGGAUAGUAAUAACAAUCUUGAGGUGGCACUCAACAGUCUUCUGACAGGAUCCUGUGAUAGCAGAUCCAACCCUGUGGUCACAGACAAGCCUCAGCCCAGAGGCAGAGGAAGGGGACGGGGACGGUUCAGAAAUGAUGGUGAGGAGGAGGCUGGAGGGAGGCCCUCUGGACCAAGUACACUUUUUGACUUCCUGGAAUCCAAGAUGGGUGUUUUCUCAAUUGAUGAGCCAAAGAGCCAGACUGCCAAUAGAAAUGAAAAUAAAGAUAAUUGGCAUGGCUCAGACCAUUACUCCAAAGAUGCCUCUCACAUCAGGUUCUCCUCACAUUCUGAUCACAGGCAAAAAAAGAAUGACAGGCCACCCCGCUUCCACAGGGAGACAGACUUUCCCAAACCUGGACAGGAGCCCUUCUCAAACUGUAUGAUCCCACAAACUUCAUCAAUUGAGGACUAUAGAGGCCAGGAUAAGUCAUCACAAGGAAUAGCAGACCAACAAACGAAAGACAGGAAAGAGACUAAUGACGAGCAUAUUAAUAGCUCUUCCUUCACACCACCGUUUACUCAUUCCAAUGAAACUCGGCAGCAAACAGAAUCAGUCAGGUCAUUUCCACAGCGGUCAAGAAAUGGUGAUGAUGGAAAUAUGGCUGGACCAUUUCUCCGGAGAGGGGCAAAGGAUAAUGCUCCCUCACCUAAAAAGAAUCCUUCAGGAAAUGUCAUAAUUCCUAACUCCAACCCAAACAGCUUCAGGAGAAAGGGAAAAUCUGAUCGACCUGACUACUUAGGUCAUCAACGAGAAAGUGUGCCAACAAGCUCGAGUGGGGGAAGUUUAGGAAAUUCCUGUGAAGUACAAUUGUUACAGAAUUCACAAUUCUUGACUGCGCCUCCCUCUAAUUUCCAAAAUGGAGUUGCGUUGCCCAUAAGAACUGGGCCAAUCAAGCCAACUAAUAAACCUGGUCCUGUCCAGAGGGAACAGCCUCCUAAAAGGAACGUUUACAUUAAUCCUGGUCCCAAAAGAAAGUCUGGGCAAGGCAAAGGUCCUCGAAUAACAGUGAAAAGUACUAAUGACAAUCAGACAUGGAAACCUGGAGAUCAGUGCCUUGCUCUGUACUGGGAAGACAGUAAGUUCUACCAUGCCAGAAUAGAUGCCGUGCAUCCAUCAGGCUCUACAGCUGUGGUCGUGUUUAGUGAUUAUGGAAACUGCGAAGAGAUCCUUCUCCAUAACCUCAAGCCUAUUACUGGGGACAUAUUGGAAGAAGAUGAUGGUUAUUAUGACAGUUCCCUUGAGUUUCGCCGAGGUGGAGAUGGACAGCCAAGGCGCACAAGACCAACACAACAGUAUUACCAGCCACCCAGGGCACGAGAUUGA